This is a messenger RNA of Equus caballus (horse), 4464 nucleotides long. It is a transcript of the gene MAP7, whose product is annotated as microtubule associated protein 7. NCBI's taxonomy places the organism in Eukaryota, Metazoa, Chordata, Mammalia, Perissodactyla, Equidae. Gene Ontology annotation, cellular component: microtubule cytoskeleton. Gene Ontology annotation, biological process: microtubule cytoskeleton organization. The record is from RefSeq and is a predicted model, not a curated record.
GACCAGCAUCCCGCAGCCUGCCUGCGCUGCUCCGCCCGCCAGAGAUGGAGCCGCUCCCGGCCCUCCUUGCUUAGGAUAUGUCAGGGUUGUCAGGGCAACUGUGAACGGCAGCCUGUCGUGUUCUCCUCCCUGUGCCGGGUGCGGACCGCUUUACUGUGCAGGAGCAAGAAGAAGGCUGGGAAAGGUGCCACAGCAGGAGGGGGACGCUGCGUCUGACUGAGCAGGGUAGGCAGUGGAGGGAGGCGUCCGACCCUGCCUGCCUUUAAGAGAGCUUUUCUGGAAGGAGAGUGAGCGUGUGUGUGUGUGUACGCGUGUGCAUGCAUGUGUGUGCGUGUGCUCAAGCCAGUGCGCGUGCCUGCAGGACGUCAGCGUGAGGGGGCUGGUGGGGGCCGCUGUAGGUGAGGGGAACUGCAGGGCCUCAGUUGCCAAGUGGCUGGUGGCAUCUGUCGGCUGUUUGCACACUGUUUCCCCGUGGGGGAUCCAUUACGAGUGCUCAGAUGAACCGGCAGCUUAGGGACUAGCAGCUUCCUGGGAGCUGCAAUUACAUAAGCACAGAGUUUUAACAUAAGAAUAAUUAAAAAGCAAGUACGGCGGUAUGCCUGGACCAGCUACUGCUCUCCGACAAGAGAGGCUGAAGAAGACCAACGCAAGGGCAGUUCCGCUUGGUUUGUUCACCAUUAAUGAGGAAGAUGAACAGCAAAAGAAUGGGAAUUCCAGAAGGCUGAAAGCCCCAGACAGCUACAAAGUGCAGGAGAGGGGAGCGGCGGCCCCCAGCCAACCCUCCACAGCUGCCUCAGGCCAGAGCGGCAGCCGCCCAGGAUCUAAACCAGACCCCCCGCCUGUGCUGCGCGUGGAUGACCGGCAGCGGCUGGCCCGGGAGCGCCGUCAGGAGCGAGAGAAGCAGCUCGCUGCGAGAGAAAUCGUCUGGCUGGAAAGAGAAGAGCGAGCCCGGCAGCACUACGAAAAGCACCUGGAAGAGCGGAAGAAGAAGCUGGAGGAGCAGAGGCUGAAGGAGGAGCGCAGGAGGGCUGCGGUGGAGGAGAAGCGGAGGCAGAGGCUGGAGGAGGACAAGGAGCGCCAUGAAGCUGUCGUACGGCGCACGAUGGAAAGGAGCCAGAAGCCAAAACAGAAGCAUAACCGGUGGUCGUGGGGAGGCCCCCUCCACGGGAGCCCCCGCGCCCACAGUGCAGGUGGUUUUGUUGAGUCGUCAUUCACCCUUCUCGAUUUAGCAGGCCUGGACCACCACGUCACGACUUUUGGUGGUACUAGAAAACCUGAUCCAGACAGGCGAUCAGUUUCCACCAUGAAUCUUUCGAAACAUGUUGAUCCCGUCAUUAGCAAGCGGCUCUCCUCUUCAUCUGCAACUUUGCUAAAUUCUCCAGAUAGAGCUCGCCGCCUGCAGCUCAGCCCAUGGGAGAGCAGCGUUGUUAGCAGACUGCUGACGCCCACCCACUCGUUCCUGGCCAGAAGUAAAAGCACAGCUGCCUUGUCUGGAGACGCAGUCCCCUGCACCCUAGUUAUCCCCAUUUGUCCUCGUUCAGCAUCUUGCAGCCCCAUCAACAUCAUGCCCUACAAAGCUGCACACUCUAGAAAUCCGAUGGAGCGACCAAAAUUCUUUGUAACGCCGCCCGAGGGCUCUGCGCGGAGGAGGACUGUCCAUGGCACAGUGGGCUCUAAAAGAGAGAGGGAGCGAGACAACGUUCCCUUCCACCCGACAGCUGGCGUCCGAAGGGCUCUGUCCCCAUCACAUCCGAAAGCCAGGCCGCCGGCUCCCUCACGACUCUGGCUCCCAUCCAAGUCCUUCCCUCACCUGCCCGGCACACCCAGACCAGCAUCCACCCUGCCUCCCGGCUCAGCCAAGGCUGCACCCUCGCAGGCCUGGCCCCCCUCGCCUGGCAACAUCCGCCCUGUCAAGAGAGAAGCUGGGGUGCAACCUGAGAGAAAAGAGCCUGAGGAGGAGCCUCAGGCAGUCGCCAGUGAGCCCUGGCCAAAGGGCAGAGCACCCCUAGUUAAGGUGGAGGAAGCCACAGUGGAAGAGGGGACACCGGUGGAGGCAGAAGCCACCCCGGCUGCUCCAGCCGCAGCCCCGGCCACCACCUCGGCCCUGGUCCCAGCCCCAGCUUCAGCCCCUGCCCCGGUCCCAGGCCAGCCAUCCACUGUGACUGCCAGCACUUCUCCUAAGACCUCUGCAGGCACCACCGACCCGGAAGAGGCCACGAGGCUGUUAGCUGAGAAGAGGCGGCUGGCCCGCGAGCAGAGAGACAAGGAGGAGCGGGAGCAGCGCGAGAGGGAGCAGCGCGAGAGACAAAAGGGGGAGGAAUUGGCUCAAAAGGUGGCUGAGGAGAGGAUGCGCCGGGAGGAGGAGUCGCGGCGGCUGGAAGCUGAGCAGGCCCGCGAGCGGGAGGAGCAGCUGCAGCGGCGCCAGCGCGAGGAGGCCGCGCGCGCCCAGAGGCAGAAGGAAGAGGAAGCUCGCGUUCGAGAAGAAGCAGAGAGGGCCCGGCAGGAACGGGAGAAGCACUUCCAGAGGGAAGAGCAGGAGCGCCUGGAGAGAAAGAAGCGACUCGAGGAGAUUAUGAAAAGAACCAGGAGAGCAGACGCUGCAGACAAGAAAACUGUUGAUCAGAGAAAUGGAGAUAUAACCAAGGGAACCCUCACUGUGGGAGCAGCGGUAUCUGUGCUUCCGUGUGUCACGAAUUCUCCAGGGAAUGCAGAAUCAGCGGCCAGCCCAUGCGAGGUUGCCUCACACCCGUCGAAGGUGACUGUGGAGAGUACUCCCAAUUUGGAAAGACAACCAAAUGAAAAUGGAGUAUCUGUUCAGAAUGAAAAUUUUGAAGAAAUUAUAAACUUACCCAUUGGAUCUAAACCAUCCAGAUUGGAUGUCACGAACAGCGAGAGCCCAGAAAUUCCUUUGAAUCCAAUUUUGGCCUUUGAUGAUGAAGGGACGCUCGGGCCCCGGCCUCAGGUGGAUGGUGUUCAGACACAGCAGACAGCAGAAGUUAUAUGAGCAUUUCUUCUGAAGAGCCAAAGCAGAAAUUUAGUAAGAAUGUCUACAAUUCCUGGAGUCCCUUCCCUGCCAUAAAGGAGCAUGCCCCUCCUCCAGUUUUCUAAAGAUUUCUUGACGAUCAUUUUGAAAAGACUCUAUUAAAACCAGCUAAAGACAACAGACUGGAUAGCUUUUCUAACACUUUUCGCCAGUAGAGAAGAGAAAUGCUCCUUAUUCUUCAGUGCUUUAAAAUAGCUUUUUCCACUGUCGUCCUUCUUAGCAAAUCAAUAUUUUUCUGCAUUCUCUAAAAGAUGAAAGCAUUUGGCUCUAAAAGAAAUGGGCUGACUAGGCAUGAUUUUUCACAUAGAUAUUUUGGUCUUAAAAGCUAACAUGUAAAAUUGGCACAAAAAAUUCACCUUUUAUAAUUUAAUACUUGAAAAAUUAAGUACCUCUUAGCUCUACAAGUAGAGUGAGUAGGAGAGGUGUUUAAAUUAAGCCUGUUUGUUUAAAUAUUAUUGCAAAGAAGUCUCUUUGUAGAGAUAAAUUAUAGGCAGAUUACCAGGUUCUUGUAAAUGCAAUUUGUACAUGGACAUUCUGCAGACCCAGCUGUCACAUUCUUCUUGCAUCUCCUUUUUGCAAAAGCAUACUAAACAGUUUUAAAAUAUGAAAAAAAAGUUAUUUUUUCAGAGCAAGAAAAUAAUUUACAUUCCUCUUAAAUAAUGUAUUUAUAAAGUUCUUCCAGAUAUACUAAUCAAACAAAUUAAAACAAUGUGGCAACCUUGCAAAUUUGGUUUAUUAGAUGCAUUCCUUAUGUCACCAUGAGAGGAUGUCACGACGAUUCAGGGCUCUUUCCGAAGUCUGUAUAUUGCUGCUGUCCCCAGUGGUGGUGGGACUUAUCUUUGCCUUACCUGAUCACAAAUUAUGUAGGGGGGAAUACAGAUUUAAUAUUUCUUUAAAUAAAAAAAGAAUUUGGUUUUGCUCGUUUAAGAGCAAUGGGAAAAUGAUGGAAUGUCGACUGUGUUUGGCACACAGGAUGCUGCAGGAUGCCUGCACAAGUGUCCUCGUUCUGCGUGGCGUCCGUCACCUCUCACUGUUCAUUCUCCUUCACUUUUGCUGCUGAGUUAAGCUAUACAAACUUGCACUUUCAUAAAUAAUAUAAUUCAUUCAAUUUUAAUAUAAAUUCAAUUUUACAAUGUUAGAGACUACUAAAACUAAAUAUUGAAGGAGAGGGCCCACAUGGUUUUAUGUGGAGUGUUAAAAAAAAGGGUAAACUUCGACCACUGUAGUGUGUUUGUGUUAUGAAAAGACGGAUUGGUGAGUCUGCUGAAUGAGGGACUGUUCAUUUAUUGGACUGUUUCCUUAAACCCAAGCGUGUCAUCCAUAAUGCCAGCUGUAAUUUGUUAAAGCAUUAAUUUGGGGUUUUCCCUGUUCUCAGUUGUCCGUGUCCACAUAGUCAUAUUAAAAGAGAUCUGUUUAACAAA